Meriones unguiculatus (Mongolian gerbil) is the source of this 414-nucleotide messenger RNA. RefSeq lists its product as uncharacterized. The coding region runs from base 1 to 414 and encodes 137 amino acids. NCBI's taxonomy places the organism in Eukaryota, Metazoa, Chordata, Mammalia, Rodentia, Muridae. The transcript has a single exon. The record is from RefSeq and is a predicted model, not a curated record.
AUGCUGCCAGGCUGCCGGAGGAGGGAGGAACGGCCGGAGGGAGGGGAGAGAGAGGCAGCCGGGGAGGAGCUCCGCCGAGCGACGGGCGGGGAGGAGGAGGGCCCGCCCCUACGCUGCGCGCCCCGCCCACACCGCGCACGCGCCCCGCGCGCUCACCUGCUGCCCCGCCCCUCCCGCCGCCCGGCCCGCCCCGCCCCCGGCAGCCCCGCCCCCGCUGCGCACGCGUACUGCCGCCGCGCCCCACCCCCUCGCCCCGCCUCUGCGCGGCAGCCCCGGUCCACGGCCGCGGACCCCGCUUGCGUCCUCUGGGCGCGACCUCGGAACACGGACCCGGAACUCCCUCAUUGUUGGGCUCCUCUGCUUGGUUCUUCACCUGACGCUUCUUGCAGAGUAACUCCCUUUUGUGAGUUCUGA